AUGAUCGCUGCCACCGAAGUUCUCAAAGCUUGGGAGGCUUGUGACAAGACAGAUUCAGCAUUCAUCCUCGUCUGCAGUGUCUUUUGCUGGCCGAUCAUCCCCGCUGUCGGUCUUGGAUACUCCGGAUACUCCACACGACGUAGUGGACUGGCUUCCUUUAUGCCAGCUUUGCUAGCUGUCGCUGUCUGUACGAUUCAAUGGUGGCUAUUCGGAUACUCACUGGCCUAUGGUGAGGGCAAUGGCUUCAUUGGCGAUCUCAAGCACUUUAUGCACCUCCAUGUUCUGGCUGAGCCCGUUGGAACAAUUCCUGCUAUUCUUUUCAGCGAAUUUCAACUCAUCUUCUGCGCCACUGUAUGUGCCAUCGCAAUUGGUGGUGCUUGCGAGAGAGGCAGACUCCUACCUCUUAUCCCUUUCAUCUUCCUCUGGGCGACAUUCGUCUACUGUCCACUGGCACACAUGGUAUGGGGCGGAGGCUUCCUCGGACAACUUGGUGCCCUCGAUUACGCUGGAGGUGGCCCCGUUCACUUGUGCUCAGGAGCCACAGCAACAGCCUUGAGCAUAUAUUUGUCGCACCCGCUCUUCCGCUCGCGCAAAUCUGCAGAAAGAUCACCAGCUCAUCUGGUGCUACACAAACCACACAACACGUGGAGCCAAUUGCUUGCCUUGGUCACCAUCUGGGGCUCCUGGCUUGCCUUUGAUGCCGGGACUACACUUGCCUUCAACUUCAAGUCGGUGAUGGCUAUGUGUGUGACGAAUUUGUGUGCUGCUUCUGGUGCGAUCACCUGGGCUUUCAUGACCUACCACGAGACUGGCAAGUGGUCACUGGACUCGACUUUCUUAGGCGCCAUCAGUGGUCUUGUCAUGAUAACGCCUUCGGCUGGUUUCAUCGACAUGUCCACGGCAUUCUUUUUCGGCAUCUUUGGUGCGUUCAUCUCCAGACAAGCUCUGCGUAUCAAGUUCACAGAUAUGGCAAGAAGGUGGAAGUGGGUUGACAAUGGUGACACCUUUGCUACCCAUUGUAUCGGUGGAUUCGUCGGCACAAUUGCAACAGGCCUGUUUGCGCAGAAGGGGAUCGCAGCUCUCGACGGGACAACCGAAAUUAUUGGCGGUGUCUUUUUUGACGGCAAUGUCAGACAACUGGGUGUUCAGAUUGUGGAAGCCCUGAUUGGGUUUACGUGGGCGUUCAGCGUCUCGUAUAUCCUUAUCGCCUUGAUUGAUUGUGUUCCAGGCUGGGAAGUUCUGGCGACCGACAAGGAUGUCAUGAUCGGUAUGGAUGCGUCGCAGAUGGGCGAGUCUCUGUACGAAGACCAAUGGAAGGGAGAAGAGGAUUAUCAGCCAUUCGCCGCAACGAUUCAGCUAGAGUGA
Messenger RNA from Aureobasidium namibiae CBS 147.97, 1365 nucleotides. Its product is annotated as putative ammonium transporter. Bases 1 to 1365 code for a protein of 454 amino acids. Gene Ontology annotation, cellular component: plasma membrane. Gene Ontology annotation, biological process: ammonium transmembrane transport. Gene Ontology annotation, molecular function: ammonium channel activity. The transcript is spliced from 3 exons. The record is from RefSeq and is a predicted model, not a curated record. Lineage: Eukaryota; Fungi; Ascomycota; Dothideomycetes; Dothideales; Saccotheciaceae.